This is a messenger RNA of Danaus chrysippus (African queen), 339 nucleotides long. The record is from the annotation of a GenBank genome assembly. Lineage: Eukaryota; Metazoa; Arthropoda; Insecta; Lepidoptera; Nymphalidae.
AUGAGCUGGUACUCAGUUCUCGUUGUGUUGUGUGUAACCGAUCCUUCCAGUGUAGUGAGUGUUUGUCUUUAUGUUCCAGGCAUCAAAUGUCCCGUGUGCAGCAAGUUCGUGUUGCCGGACGACAUCGAGUGUCACCUCGUCAUGUGUCUGACGCGACCGAGGCUCUCCUACAACGAGGACGUGCUGAGCGACUCGAAGGGCGAGUGUGUCAUCUGUCUGGAGGAGCUGAGCGCCGGAGACACCAUCGCGCGUCUGCCGUGCCUCUGUAUCUACCACAAGGGGUGUAUAGACCAAUGGUUCGAGGUGAACCGGUCGUGCCCGGAGCACCCCGGCGACUAG